AUUGCGAAAUUGUUACACAGCGAAUACACACAUACUGACCUUUCUAGGGUUUUUUGGAUAAGCUCUGCGCCCUCCCCCUCCCCCUCAUGUAUACAUACAAAGCAACUACAUAACUAUUUUCGUUCUGCUUCUUCGUGUUCUUCCUUCCUACAUCACUCUUUUCUGUUCUCUGUUAGGUCGCUUUUGGAGGACCCGCAGUUUAUUAUCUAAGCUGUUCUCUUUGCAUGCCCUUAUUGUUGGUGCAUUAUGUCCAACAAUCUGGUUUCCCAGUACCCAAUCUCAGAUAGGCAUGUGGUUCAGAUGGAGCAUCAGUCAAAUUCUCUGGACUUGCCAGUAUCUGAGAUGCAUAUGAAAAUGUCAAGCAACCCUGAAUCACAUCAAUUCUAUGUGUCAACAGAGGAAAUGGAUUUGGGAGAUCCAAUAUCUAGUAAUCCUGGGUUCAAUGUGCUGUCAAGCAACAGCAUGAGUCAUAAUGAAUCUUCAGGUGGUACAAUGGGCUUGAACUGGAUGUCGGACCAAGUAGGUCAUGAAGAUUCAUGUAUGCUGACCACUAUGGCUGGGGAAAAGUUAUCAUUCCCAAUUAAGCGGAAGGCUGAGAUGGUACCUGUGUUGAACAACUCUAUUUCUCAGCAGUCACUGAUGCCUAACAAGCGGCCAGCACAAAUGGGAGCUGAUGUUAGUACACUUGGGUUUCUUCAAACACCAGCACCUCAAAGGAAAAAAACGCCAGCACAGGACAGAUUGGCUUCUCCAGGUGUGCAGGCUCAACCUUCGGUAAACAAGAAAAUGGCGCGGAAUGAAUCCAUCUCUGGUAAAUCUGGCUUACAGCGGGUGCAGACCACUAAAAAACAAACUGCUCAAAUUGAGUCAGCGUCCAAGGUUCGCCCUGAGUCGUCAGAAGCUGUAAGGUCCAAAAUGAGGGAGUCACUAGCUGCUGCAUUGGCUUUGGCAUCUCAGAACCAAGACAAUAUUUCAAAUACUGAGAAAAAGCAGAGUGAUUCUGUUAUCACUCAUCAGACCAUUGAUUUGCUGGCUCCUCAUUCCAAUUCAACUAUUGGUGUUGAAGUGCCCGCCUCUGGUCCUAAGGAUCUGUCUUCUUCAAAAGAACUGACAGCACCUGGCAACACCCAUGAUUGUCAGGGUUUUUUUUCUUCUGAGCUAUCUUCUAAUGCAAGUGGUGGGAAUGAUGGACACGCUUUCCAGGAGUUCCAGUAUAGUACUGUUUUGCCUGAUGAGGAUAUUUCAUUUGGUGAUAAUUUCUUUGUUAAAGAUGAUCUUUUGCAGGGAAAUGGGCUCUCUUGGGCAUUUGAUUUUGAUGUACAGAUGAGGGAGGUGAAGGAAGUUCAACCUGGAGAAAAUUCUAAGUCUGUGAAAGAGGAAAAUCAGGGACAUGGUGGAGAGCUUGCGAUUUUGACUCCAGAGAAGUUGGCUUUCAAAAUUGAAGCUGAACUUUUUAAACUAUAUGGUGGUGUGAACAAGAAGUACAGGGAGAAGGGUAGGUCUCUUUUGUUCAACCUUAAAGACCGUAACAAUCCGGACCUGAGAGAAAGAGUCAUGUCUGGUGAGAUAUUGCCUGAAAGGUUGUGUUCAAUGUCAGCCGAAGACCUUGCUUCCAAAGAAUUAUCAGAAUGGCGCACGGCCAAAGCAGAACAGUUAGCGCAAUUGGUGGUUUUACCUGAUACUGAAGUUGAUAUAAGGCGUUUGGUUAGGAAAACACAUAAGGGUGAGUAUCAAGUAGAAGUUGAGCAUGAUGAUGGCAUUGCUGCGGAGGUUUCUGGUGGGACUUCUAUGUUUAUACAACCUCAACGGAAGAAAGAGAUUGAACCUCAUUCCCCUUCUCAGGGGAGUCUUAAAGAUAAGGUGAGAGUCUCGGGUCAAGAUAGUCAUUCCGAAGACAAGGAUUUUUCUGGUAGCCUGGUUAUUCCGACUGAUGGGGCAGAUCUGAUGCAAGGAAUGAUGGUCGAUGAAUUGAAGGAUGCGGAGUUUCUGCCUCCAAUUGUCUCAUUGGAUGAAUUUAUGGAGUCCCUUAAUUCUGAACCUCCGUUUGAGAAUCUAUCAUCUGAUGCAAAGAACCCUUUAUCGCACAAAGAAAACCCAAAACCUGUUAGCAACAUGGAGGCUGCUAAUGGGACUUCUCAUUCUCCCAAAGAUGCUUCCUCCAGAAAGGCUGGUGUCGUCAAGAAACAUGAAAUUGAUGUAAAAAUUACAUCAUCCUGUGGGAGUCCUGUGAAACAGAAAGUUCUUCCUAGUAGUGUAUCAAAGGUUGAAUAUAUCUGGGACGGUAUCCUUCAGCUGAAUAUAUCAUCCUCAGUGACUGUUGGUGGUUUGUUUCAAAGUGGUGAGAAGACAUCAAUGAAGGAGUGGCCCAGCUCUCUUGAAAUCAAAGGAAGAGUUAGACUUGAUGCAUUUGAAAAAUUUCUUCAAGACCUCCCUAUGUCUCGAACUCGAGCAGUUAUGGUUCUCCACUUUGUUUUGAGGGACAAAUCAUCGGAGGUCGAGAGUCGUGAGCUUUCUGAGGCUAUUGACUCUUACACUGCGGACGAGAGAUUGGGAUAUGCCGAGCCAGGCCCUGGCAUGGAACUCUAUCUGUGCCCUCCUAUCCUCAGAAUCACCGAUAUAUUAAACAAGCAUGUAGCCAAGGACCAUCCUGAGACCCACAACACUAUCGAAAAUGGACUAAUUGGUGUAGUUGUAUGGAGAAGAGCUCAUAUAAGCAACACAAUAUCACCUAACUCAUCAUCACACCACAAACACAGCUCCAAAAAGCACCCCUUUUCUGCACCUAAAAGGGCUCAACAUUCAUCAAAUGUUAAUGCUAGUACCCCAACUAGGACUACCCCUCCUGUUUCAACUAAGUCACUGCCACAAGCUGAAGAGGACGAUGAUAUCCCACCUGGUUUUGGCCCUCUGGCUGCUGCCCGUGGAGCAAAAGACGAUGAUGACUUACCUGAGUUCAGUUUUUCUGGCAACAUAAACCCAUCUGUGCCAAGGAUUUCACCACAGAACUUGCAUCAUGGCGCGAAAUUGACUCACCGCCCAGUAGAUCAAGUGAGAGAACUUAUUAAAAAGUAUGGGCAAAGUGGGACUAGUUCGACAAGUAGGAGUUUGGUAGAUGAUAGGAAUCUUGGCAUUGAACCUUGGAACGAUGACGACGACGAUGAUGACAUUCCAGAAUGGCGGCCUCAAGCCCAACAUCAACCGCAGCACCAGCCAUAUCAGGUGGCCCAUGGCCAUCGGCCACCAGUGCACUUGCCUCCUGGCGGUCACCCUAUGGCUCCCGUGGCAACCCAGCAGCCACCGAGUGGGCUCGGGCAGUUGCCUCCUGGUGGUAGAUGGGUGCAGCCUCCUGGUCCCCUACAUGGUGCGAGGUGGAGACAGCACUAAUUAUGAAACAGAAAGCCCUUUUGUAAAUAAGUUUUGUUUGUUCUGCCUUGACCAACCUCUGUUUGUUUAAAGUUGUAGCACUUAGUUUGUUUAUUUCUGUAUCUCUUUCUUCGCUGUAAGUUUUGCUAUGAUCAGAAUAGCCAUUUUAGACC
Messenger RNA from Sesamum indicum (sesame), 3536 nucleotides. RefSeq lists its product as uncharacterized. The record is from RefSeq and is a predicted model, not a curated record. Gene Ontology annotation, cellular component: nucleus. NCBI's taxonomy places the organism in Eukaryota, Viridiplantae, Streptophyta, Magnoliopsida, Lamiales, Pedaliaceae. Gene Ontology annotation, biological process: DNA-templated transcription.